This is a messenger RNA of Rhododendron vialii, 899 nucleotides long. Its product is annotated as protein disulfide-isomerase SCO2. Lineage: Eukaryota; Viridiplantae; Streptophyta; Magnoliopsida; Ericales; Ericaceae. The transcript has 3 exons. Bases 81 to 716 code for a protein of 211 amino acids. The record is from RefSeq and is a predicted model, not a curated record.
GAAGCCGGCUCUGCUGUCCAAAGUUCCAAACCUCAGCUACUGAAAUAUCUCUACAAAACGUGCGUAUAUACAUGUAGUAGAUGUAUUGCAGGCUUCUUCGUCCAAUGUUGCCUGUCAUAAACCCUAGCUUAAUCUUCUCCCCCUUCAUAAAAUCCUCCUUCCUCUCCCUCCCCUCUCCUUCCUCUCCCUCCACCGUCCGUUGCCGCGCCGCCGAUCCCCCCGCGGGCCCUUCAUUUCCGCGGUGGUUGUUCAAUUUCCCCGCCGCCGCCGUCGACGCCGUCAGCAGUGGUAUCCCCCGACUCACCCCCGACUCCGGCCCUGCAGAGAGGCGAGUUGCUAACAACAAGAACAACAACACCAAGGUCAAUGCGAGGGAGAAGCGGUGGUCGCGGCCCGGGGAGAGCUACUUGGCCGACGACGGCGACGCUCUCCCUCUCCCCAUGACGUAUCCUGACACGUCGCCGGUUUCGCCCGAGGAGAUUGAUCGCCGGUUGCGUUGCGAUCCCCAAGUCGAGGAUUGUAAGGAAGUGGUAUAUGAAUGGACUGGGAAGUGUCGGAGUUGCCAAGGGUCAGGACUUGUCAGUUAUUAUAAUAAAAGGGGGAAAGAGACAAUCUGCAAGUGCAUACCUUGCUUUGGAGUUGGUUAUGUGCAGAAGAUAACAGCACGCAAAGAUAUUGAAGUGAUGGAGGACUUGGACAACGGAAAACCACCUUGAGCUAAAUAGAUAUAGAAUUUCCUUUUGAAUUUUUUUUUUUUCCAUCUUGGGAUUUUUUGGUACAAAAUUGGAUGAGUCCAUCUCCUAACCAAAUCCUUGUAGCAUUGGUGAAAUUUUAAGGAUCUUUGUUCACCACAAAAGCAUUACAAAAGAUUAGAAUAAGAUAUUGAUUCUUGGUGAUCA